Radiomyces spectabilis is the source of this 2580-nucleotide messenger RNA. Its product is annotated as folliculin-interacting protein middle domain-containing protein. The coding region runs from base 120 to 2375 and encodes 751 amino acids. The record is from RefSeq and is a predicted model, not a curated record. The transcript is spliced from 11 exons. Gene Ontology annotation, cellular component: cytoplasm. NCBI's taxonomy places the organism in Eukaryota, Fungi, Mucoromycota, Mucoromycetes, Mucorales, Radiomycetaceae. Gene Ontology annotation, molecular function: protein-folding chaperone binding; ATPase inhibitor activity.
CUUUUUUCGGGUUAUUUUUUCUCUCUUUCUUUGUUACCAUUCAAGUUCAUUUGUGUAUAUAUAUAUUUCUUUUUACUUAAUCUUGUGAGUUGGCGGAGAAGAUAAAACGACGAGAAAGCAUGCUACAAAAGUUCUUUGGCAAGUCGAUAUCGAGGGAUAAUGAUGAUCAGUACACCUUUGAGUUAUUGGAGCCCGAACCAUGGUGUCCCACUCCUAUCAAGGAGAACCAUGUCCGUGUUCUUUUCUGCCAAGACGCUGGCGAAUGCAAUAAAGUGAUAUUAUAUGAUUCCGAUUAUGCGACGUCCACUGCAUCUUCCAAGAAUCCUUUAAACUCGGAGCUCGCUCGUUCUUGGAACGGCACAUCCCUUCAUCACACUUUGACCAAUCGUGCGAAUCUCGAAGGAGGCUCCUUGGUGGACAGAAAACAGGAAUUUGGGCCUUCCAGUAUGCGGGCAGUACCGUCCAUGGGCAUGCCGGACUCUCACCCAAAACAGCCUCAUCGCACGACAAGUCGUCGACUGGAUUUGAUCGGUGAUAUGAUUUUCGGCACCGCGCCUCUCGCAUACAAAGGCAUGAAUACCAAAGUUCAUUACAAACGCGGCAAAGAUCCGCAAGUCGUCUUGUCCAAACUUUUCACACUCAAUUCAAAGAACUCCAAUAUCGGUCGACGACCCUCGUUUUCAUCCGUGAAUAGCGAUCGUUCCAACGCUUCGUCAGGAAUCAUGGACGAUUCCAGUGACGAUGAUCAAGGACGAUAUACACCAUCGAUUUAUCCACCUAUCCUCGGUUUACAUGCUCGUUCCUACUCGAAACGAUCCCAUCGUUUCAAUGUCACCAAUAUGGAAAACGGAACUUUUCGACCCAUGCCUUUACCGAAAACGCGUAUUCCAGAGGCCGUCGAUGGUGCUCCAGUGCGAUCCUCUUCACGUUCGAUUAAAUAUGCAGUGGCUGUCAUUAUCACACUGGAAGAUAAAAACAAGACUUUGUACGAUUUUAUUUUCUCUCAUUUUGCGCUCAUCGAAAACCACCUCCAUCAACUACAAGCCGUUGCAUUUCAACAACUAUGCAACUAUUUUCAACGUCAAUUGAACGGUCCAUCACAAAUGCAGAUGCAUAAAUCACGCCACUCGUCCUACUUACAUUCCAAUGCUUUUCAACAAGAUGCAACGCUAAUACAAGCCGUCAAUCAUUUCAAGAAAGCAUUCCACGACCUGUAUGCAACACCGCGUAUUCAGGAACCGCUAUGGCUCAAUAUGGCGACGUUUCCUCAUCGUAAAAGUGAUUACAGCAAGAAGCUGAUGAAAGAGCUCCUGUAUCUGAUAGACGAACUGAAUAACAAACAACAUCAUUUUUUCAUCUCCACCAUGUUCACGGCGGUCUUAUCCCAUCAUUUGUCAUGGGUGCAAACGGUCGCACCGCCGGAAGACGAGCGAAAUAUCGGAUGUCACUAUGGAAAUUAUGAUCCGUUAUGGGCUCAACUAAGCGAUCUUUACGGUUAUGUCAGCACGCCGUCGACCAUAGCGAGAACGAUUGUGGUUGGUCGAAAAGCGAGCCUUGUACGGCGUGUCUUGUACAUCCUAAGUUACCUCAUUCGCUGCAACGAAGUCUAUGAAAGCUUAGAAACAUUAUCAGAUGCAGAGUCGGAAUACAUCUUUGGUCGUGAACAAGGUCUCGAUGAUACACUCGCUUCAAAAUUGGAGGAUAAGAUUGUGCGUCAACUUAUUGGAUCGACCACGGACGUCGAAUCCAUUGCGAUACCCAAUACCCAGCGCGACGUGGAUCCCCAGCUGUAUAAUCCCACCGAAUCUCCCGAGUCCUUAACCGAUCAUUCCAAUGCAACCUCUUUCAGCAGCACUCCCGUCAAUAAUCAUGCUUUCAUGUCAAGUCGUCGUUCAUCCACUGAUAUGGCGUCCGUGGCACAAGAAAAACUGUGGUUAAGCAAAACCAGAGACAAAACGGGAGACUGUGGUCACAGCGAUAAAGCAGAUUCGAUAUCACUGCAUGGACAGGAAUCACUCUCACGUACAGAGCGUACGGCAAGCUCAUCUACUGGCACCACCUUUCAGAUUGGAUUGCCAAGAUCGUCUAUUUUCCACAUGGAACCAGACAUUACUGCGAUGAAGGAAACUGGAGUACCAACGGGAGCGGCCGACCGUUUGUAUGCGAAAUCGUACGGAAGAUCGCUGAUGGCAAGCUAUUGUGAGAAUUAUAAAUCCGACUUUGUCCUCAUGGGUGUGCGCAAUCGGCUGUCAACAGAGGCUCUGGAAACUGACACCAAGAACACGUUAAGGCAAUUUGCCUUGACCGACGCCAUUACCAAAGCGACCUGUAUCUUGAUCAAUACUGACACAUUGCAAGUAUCCUUUUUUUUAUGAAUCCCGUGAUAUGCUAAUUGACGUUUGAAAAAUCUAUAGUCAGUGCCAAAUCUUGCACCAACAACUCUUACAAGAAGAAGAACAUCCCCAGGAAAAAUCGAAUAACAAGCAGAGGAAGUGGGAAACAGCCCAGCUGUCGUCUUUGGUACAUGAUAUGUUGACGGAUAUCAAAAGAAAAGCAAGUUCAGGAUCGUCUUCUGACGAG